This is a messenger RNA of Otolemur garnettii (small-eared galago), 3436 nucleotides long. It is a transcript of the gene FAN1, whose product is annotated as FANCD2 and FANCI associated nuclease 1. The transcript has 14 exons. The record is from RefSeq and is a predicted model, not a curated record. Gene Ontology annotation, molecular function: flap-structured DNA binding; 5'-flap endonuclease activity; 5'-3' exonuclease activity. Gene Ontology annotation, biological process: interstrand cross-link repair. NCBI's taxonomy places the organism in Eukaryota, Metazoa, Chordata, Mammalia, Primates, Galagidae. Gene Ontology annotation, cellular component: nucleus. The coding region runs from base 301 to 3354 and encodes 1017 amino acids.
AAUAGUUUUAGAUCGUAAAGAUGUCUUAGAAAUCGCCCUCGCAAAUCCAGCUGCUUCCUCUUAUGGCAAAGAACACGCUAAGAUUGCGUGCGGAGCGGGUCGCAGAGCCUUGGUCUCCCGUCUCAAGCCCGAGAUUGUCUCUGCAUCCCGGAAGAAGAAACUGUCUAAGCGAAUAUGAGAUCAAAUAGACUGACACUGUUGGGUAAUAACAAGUCAAGGAAGUGGGGGCAAACCAUUGCUACCUUUCACUUGAAAUAGCCUGUGCGUUACUGUUGGGAACACCUGAUUUUUCUUAUAUUCAUGAUGUCGGAAGGGAAAUCUCCUGACAAAAAAAGGCCUCGGAGAAGCUUAUCAAUCAGCAAGACUAAAAAAAAAGCAUCCAAUUCUAUAAUUUCCUAUUUUAGCAAUGCACCACCUGCUAAACUUGCUUGCCCCAUUUGUAGUAAAAUGGUGCCAAGAUAUAACUUAAACCAGCAUCUUGAUGAAAUGUGUGCUAACAAUAAUGAGGUUGGUCAAGGUGAUCCAGUGCAGGUUCGCUUAAUGAAUUCGAACAUGUCCACUGUAGAUUUAACCAGUACUAUCUUAGAUGAUGUAACACCAACGAAGUCAUCACCACGGAAGACACAUUUAAUUCCUGGCCAAAGCAGGUCAAAAAUGGGCAUAAAACAGCAGACCAGUCCCUACUUUAAAAGUACUGGUGGUUUGAUGUGCAAGAAUCAAGAUGAGGUCAGAGAUAAUACUGUGAAAAUCAUUUCUUUGGGAAGCCUGUCAUCUAAAUUGUCCAGAAAAUACACAAAGGCAAAAAAAUCAUUAGAUAAGAAUGAAGAAUUUGUCAGUCUUAGUCCACAGAAUUACAAAUCCACAGUUGUUAGGAGCCUGGUUGAUAACUGCUCAGAAAUUGAGGAUGUGGUUCAAAUUUUGGAAAAUAGUUCUCAAAAGGAAAACAUGUUUACAUGUGAUUCUCCAAAGGAAGAGAGUAUUCCUGAACACAUAGUAAGAAGCAGUAAAAUGGAAGCUGAAAGCCAAAAGGUUACCCAGGAAUGUGGGAAAUCAGCCCUCACAUCUGGCUUCUCAGGUAAUGCUCCUAUCUUAUUUUCACCAAAUUUAACUCUUGGAAGUAAAUUAAAGUGUACUUCAAAAGACAUCCUCAUAAAGCAAGAGAGUAUCCAAGGUGUGGAUGGUAAAAGUGUUGAAAAAUGUGAGGCAUGUAGUUGUGAAGAAGUAAAAAUGACUAUUGCUUGGGAAGCUAAAACACAGUCAUCACAUUCAGAAGUGGAUUCUCAUAUUUCUACAAAUGAUGCUUCUACCUGGAGUAAUAUUGAACAGCUUCCUCUGAAAGGUGACGAUGGCUCGAAGAAUGAUACCACUUGCAGUAUUCCUUUGUUGCAAGAGUCAAGCUGUGAUGGUCCUAGUCAUCCAUACUACCUUCGGAGUUUCCUUACAGUGCUAAAAGCUGUACUUGAGAAUGAAGAUGAUAGGAUGCUCUUUGAUGAAGAGGAGAAGGGAAUUGUAACUACAUUUUAUCAGUUAUCAGCUAGUGGUCAGAAGUUAUAUGUAAGGCUCUUUCAACGUAAAUUAAGCUGGAUUAAGAUGAGUAAAAUCGAGUAUGAAGAGAUUGCCCCAGACUUAACACCCGUGGUUGAAGAAUUGCAGCACGCAGGCUUUCUGCAGACAGAAUCUGAGUUGCAAGAACUCUCUGAAGUGCUUGAUCUUCUUUCUGCUCCUGAACUAAAAUCCCUGGCCAAGACCUUCCACUUGCUGAAUCCCAGUGGGCAGAAGCAGCAGCUUGUGGACACCUUUCUCAGGCUGGCCAAACAGCGCUCAGUCUGCACUUGGGGCAAGAAUCAGCCUGGAAUUGGUGCCGUGAUUUUAAAAAGAGCUAAACACUUGGCUGGCCGGUCUCUGAGGAUUUGUAAAGGCCCCAGGGCUGUGUUUUCUCGGAUCUUGCUGCUGUUUUCCUUGACUGACUCGGCGGAAGAUGAAGAUGCUGCCUGUGGUGGGCAGGGGCAGCUUUCCACAGUACUGCUGGUCAACCUGGGCCGAGUGGCAUUUCCUAGUUACACCAUCAAUCGGAAAACCCAGAUCUUCCAAGACAGAGAAGAUCUUAUCAGAUACGCAGCUGCUGUGCACACACUGAAUGACAUUUCCACCGCCAUGGCCAGCGGGAACUGGGAAGAGGCUAAGGAGCUCUCUCAAUGUGCAAAACAAGAUUGGAACAAACUGAAAAACCACCCUUCUCUGAGGUGCCAUGAGGACUUACCUCUCUUUCUGCGGUGUUUCACAGUGGGGUGGAUUUACACGAGGAUUUUGUCCCGGUCUGUUGAAAUACUGCAGAGAGUUCACAUGUAUGAGGAAGCUGUUGAGGAACUUGAAAGCCUUUUGUCUCAGAGAACUUACUGUCCUGACAGCAGAGGCCGAUGGUGGGACCGACUGGCCCUUAACCUCCACCAGCACCUGAAGCGCCUGGAACCGGCUAUUAAGUGCAUCCUGGAUGGGCUGGCAGAUCCAGAGGUGAGAACAGGACACCGGCUUUCACUGUAUCAGAGAGCCGUGCGCCUGCGGGAGUCUCCGAGCUGUAAGAAGUAUAAGCAUCUUUUCCAUCAGCUACCAGAAAUAACUGUGAAAGAUGUUAGACACGUGACCAUCACGGGCAGACUGUGUCCGCAGCGUGGGAUGGGCAAGUCCGUGUUUGUGAUGGAGGAUGGGGCCGCCACCGCCCCUACCACAGUCCUAUGCUCUGUGGAGGAGCUGGCCCUGGCCUAUUACAGACGCAGCGGUUUUGACCAGGGGAUUCAUGGAGAAGGGUCCACCUUCUGCACCCUGUAUGGUCUCCUCCUAUGGGAUGUAAUCUUCAUGGAUGGAAUACCAGACGUCUUCAGAAACGCCUACCAGGCCUUCCCACUGGACUUGUGCACGGACGGCUUCUUCACACGCAGGGCGCUGGCUCUUGAGGCCAGGCUGCAGCUGAUUCGUGAUGCUUCUGCAGAGAGCCUGCGAGCCUGGGUGGCAGCCACGUGGCAGGCCCAGAAGGGCAGGGCGGCUUCCCUUGUCAGCUGGGAUCGCUUUGCUUCCCUUCAGCAAGCUCAGGAUCUUGUCUCCUGCUUGGGGGGUCCUGUCCUCAGUGGCAUAUGCAGGCGCCUGGCUGCUGACUUUCGACACUGCCGAGGGGGUCUCCCUGACCUGGUGGUGUGGAGCUCCCAGAACCAUCGCUUUAAGCUGGUAGAAGUUAAAGGCCCCAAUGAUCGUCUUUCGCAUAAGCAAAUGAUCUGGCUGGAUGAACUGCAGAAGCUGGGGGCUGAAGUAGAAGUCUGCCACGUGGUUGCAGUUGGAGCCAAGAGCAAAGGCCUUAGCUAAAUGCUAAGGACUCAGGGAUAGCUGCUCACACAAUGACAUAUAAGAUUUUCUAAAACAUAAAGCAUUAUUACAUUUUAUUUAA